AUGCCGUCCCAAGAUCGGGACGUUUCUUCCCGCGAUCGGGAACUCGUCCGGCAUCAGGGCUCUCAUACUGACUCUGCUCGCCUCUCUGUUCCAAUGUACCAAAAACCCACCGUGAACGACUGGAAGAAGAUGCUAAAGCGUCGCUCGCGCAGGUGGGACAGUUCGGAUCCUGAGCGCGCUCCUCCGCCACUACCUUUAAAUCCUCGUUCAAUGAGCCCUGUGACAAAAUCCAAUGUGUCGCCCAAUGUUCAGGCUAUCGCAGCCAAAUUCACAGAUAAGUCGAGCGAGAACGCUCCGAGCUCCUACACAACAAACUCAAUGCCCAAGUCCGGUUCGCCUGAGCGACAGCUGGUCAAGGGCCAUUAUCAUAAGCGCAUGCAGUCUCUACCACCUGCAGACACCAAGGGUGAUGCUCGCUCAGAGUUUUUGAACUACCUCGAAAACCGAUCACCAGAGCGUCCUCUACGAGCCACAAUUGUCGACCCCGCCAGCAAGUUGCAGGACACAAACAAGUCCGCUGGCUCACCUCCAAGCCGUCCUGUUGAACGGGAGCUUCCCAGUUAUAUCUCAAACCGAUACUUGUCGAAGCCUAUUUUGGGCGAGAACACACCUCCUUCCGCCACAAUGUUAGCACUUCAAAAUAUGCAGCUACCAGAAAACGACCCUCCUUCCCCCUCGAAAGCCCCCAAAAUGAUCACCGCAUCUGCCGAGCCACCUCAAGCGGACCGCGCCACUCCCACGAUGGGUUCACUCGAAUCGCAAAUCCUGAGCCUGACCGAGAUCGCCAGCAGCUUACAGCGUGAGAUGUCCAAUCUCAGCCGACGAAGCAAGGACAAUGCCACCGAUCUUGUUAGCUUGAAAGCCGCAACGAAUGCCCGAGAUGAAGAUAUCAGGGUCAGCUUGAAGCAGCUGACUUCGAAUCUUACAUCAAAGUUGUUGGAUAAUGAUGGCCUAAGGUCUGAUCUCAAAGCUUUCCUGAAGCCUCGUGAAGGCAUUAACCCGAGUGAACCGGAUAGUCCCAACUCCAAAAGAAGCUACUCCCUACGAUCGAGAAUUCUGCGGCUCCCGGGACCAAUUUGCUCCGAUGGCUCUGCCAGCAUUGCCUUGCUCGAAAAGGUUCUUCGCGAGAUGGCCACAAAGGAGGGCGAGGAGAGACUUUUGGAACUUGUGGAUGAAAUUAAGACACGCCCAGCUUCAUCGGUCUCCGACAAGGAUGCCGAUAAGAAGGUCACCAAUAUGCUCGAGGAAAUCCUUAAUAUCGUCAAAGAGGACCCCUCUAGCAGAGCCCUUGUGCAUUCGAUGCAGGCCAUCAACAGCACUUCUCCGAACGAAGCCAACAUCCAAGGUACGCGGUCUCUGUCUGCGGGCUCUAUGGACCCCAGUGCUACCGUCCAAGCUCUGAAUUUCAACAAGAGCGACUUGAAUCGAUCGUCAUCGGGCGAGGAAGACAUGAUGGCUAUUCUGAGAAGCGUCAAGAACAGCGUCAUUGAGGGAGGUGGUAUGACGAAUGGCGUCAAGAGCCUUGUGCGUGAAUUGCGUGGCGAGGUACUCGGAAUGGGACGUGAGUUGGCCAGGAAGCUUGAGAACGUCGAAUCGAGCCGGGCUAUCGACGAUCAAGAGAAACCUCAGCCGCCAAGCGCGGAGCAAAUUUCCGACAUCGUCCACGAGAGUCUGCAAAGCCUCCAGGAGCAGCUGGCUGCUACGGUCGAAGAGAGUCGUCAGAACUCUUCCGCAUUGUCCGAUUUCCAAUCAACCAUGAGUCUCGCUUCUAUUUACUCUGUGGUCAAGAAAGCUCUUGAUGAGCUGGAGCUCCCCCAGCCCCAGGCGGCGGAGCCUCAUGGACCUGUAAUGGAGAAAGACGAUAUCCUCGAAACUGUUCGCGAGGCCUGGGAAACGUAUAAGCCCGAAAUCGAGCUCCAGAACUUCGGGCUGGAACGAGAUGAGAUCUUGGAUUGUUUGUCCGAGGGCCUUAGGGACUACCGUCCGCAGCAUGAGCAAUCCAUUACAUACGAUCAAGUUCUCGACGCGCCCUCCGCCUAUCGAACACCCUCCUCGAUCACUCGCGAUGAAAUUAUUUUGACCAUUCGCGAAUGUCUCGAGAAGCCGGAGCCCACCUCGCGAGGCUUGGAUGAAGAUCAUGCCAAUCACCUGAAUUCUAUGAAAGACGAGAUUCUGGGCGCCGUCGCUAUGCAUGCUGCAGAGAAGCCUGCUUCUCGUGGCUUUGACGAGGAACACUUCAACCAAUUCCAUGCUAUCAAAGACGAAAUUCUCCACGCCGUUGCGAUGCACGCUGCCGAGAGACCAGACUCACGCGGCUUGGACGAGGAGCAUGUCAAUCUUUUCCACUCCAUUAAAGACGAGAUCCUGGGCGCCGUGGCUAUGCAAGCUGUUGAGAAGCCAGCUUCCCGAGGUCUCGACGAGGAACAUAUGGACCACCUCAAUAACAUUCGUGACGAGAUUCUACAUGCCAUUUCGCAUCAUGCUGCCGAAAAGCCUGCUUCUCGAGGUCUCAAUGAUGAGCAUAUUGAACACCUCGACUCUCUCCGUGAUGAGAUCCUGAAUGCGGUGACUGGAUCCAUGGCCACUCAAAGCAUGAUCAGCAAGGAGUCUUUUGAUUCUGGCCUCGGCCGAGAUGAGAUCGUCAGCGCAGUCUCCGAUGGCCUGGAGGCCCAUUUCACAGCGUCCAAGGAGAUGGAAGAACCUCGCGUCUCUAGGGGGGAUGUGAUUAAUGCUGUGAAUGACGCCUUCGAUUCCCAGCAGGCGGCUCUUAGCACUGCCGUUCAACCCAGCAUCUCCCGUGAAGAUAUUGUCAGCGCCGUUGCCGACGGAAUUGAGCUUUCGCGCAAAGAUCAAGACACAGCAGUUGCCAAUAUCCAACCUUCUGUCUCGCGUGAAGAAAUUUUGGAAGCAAUCGCUGACGGCCUCAACAAUUCCAGCAAAGACCAGGACUCGGCGCUUGCGAAUCUCCAGCCUUCGCUUUCCCGAGAAGAGAUUCUUGAAGCGAUAUCCGAAGGCCUUCACAACUCGAGCGAGGCAGAUAAAUCCGCCCUUAGCGCCAGUGUCGGUCCUCAAAUCACCCGUGAAGAUGUCUUUCAAGCAGUUAUGGAGGGCAUGGAGAACGCCAAUACCAUGACUCGCGAGAUCGAACUUAACAAAGAUGAUCUGAUGGAGGCAAUUACUGCAGGACUCCAUGAAGUGAAUAGCUCCGCAAACGCAAAUGCCGGCGAACAGGUUAUGGACCGCUUGCAGGAUGUUGUUGAUGGUAUGAAGGAGGAGUUCAAGCAAUAUUCCGCUGCCAAUGACGCCAUCAAGGAUGGUCUUGAUGUGGUCCGAAAGGAGAUCGAAGCUCAUGUCGGAGCCGCUCAUGAUGAGGCCGGCAAGCUCGAGAUCAUCGACACCGUUAAGGAGGGCUUCCGACUCCUCCAAGCCGACAUGGAGAAGACAAUCACCGAGGCCUCCCUGUCUAAUGAGUCUCGCGGUAAUCCUGAUACACCGGAGCUCUUGGACGCCAUGGAGAAGGAAUUCGAACAUCUUCGUGGCACAAUUGUGAAUAUGGUUGUUCGGGAUACAACCGCAGGUGACAAGGACGAAAUACUGGACGCCAUCCGAGAACUCUCAGAUCAACACAAGGCAAAUGCUGGAAACCAUCAGAUCGCCAACAGUAUUCGCGAGGAAUUCGAAAACAUCCGGGAGCGUAUGGAUUCGAGUCUUGUUCGAGCAGAACCCAGCUCCGAUAAGGAGGAGAUCAUUGCCGCCGUCCGUGAGCACCUCGAGAGUAUCCGCGAAGAGACUCUUAACAGGAAGGAUGGAGGUGAGAGCAUGAUGUCUGCCACCAGUGAGCUGCUUGAUGCAUUUAAUGAUGGCAUCGACACCAUAAAGGACGACCUCAAGAAGCUCCUGGAGAAGCCCGCCGAGUUCGACACAGCUGAAGUCCUCGAUACCAUCAGAGACGGUCUUGCUGACCUCAAGCUUGAUAUUGACUCCAUUCGCCAAUCUCAGAAAGAAACCGACGAUGCCAGCACCGCUCGCGGUGGCGAGCUUACGCUUGCUGAUCAGCCAAACCUUGGCUCUGAUAUCGAAGGAUUGAAAACCCUCAUCACUCAACUUCAGGACAAGGUUGAAUCUCUUGACUCAACACCCCGGGCGGCCGAGGCGGAGCCGGCUGAAGAUGCGCUGAAGAGGGCUCAUCUUGAUGAGGUUCUUGUUGCUAUUCAGGAAGUCCAGGUCGUCAUUGCUGAGAUGAGCGCCGCCCGCGAUGCCCAAGAAGGACAAGUCCGCAAGGAGGAUAUCGAAGGCAUCGAACACCUCAUUAUGAGCACCAAAACCCAGAUCGAGGAGAUCGUUUUCCCCGCUCCGGAUCAAAUUGCUACAUCCGAGCAUAUCGGCACCCUCGAGACCAUGAUCCGAGAGGCCAAGGACACCAUUACUGAAUUGUCCUCUCGGAUGGAGGCCGAAGCACCUACAAAAUCUGACAUGGGUACUUUGGAGGGCUUGAUCAAGGAUGUUUGGAUUGCUUUGGACGAACUGAAAGGCAAGACUAAGGAAGGGGAGGAAGGAGAACGUGAAAUCGAAGAGAACGCCGACUCUGACAAGCUCCUUAAGUCUGACUUGCAGACCGUCGAAGCAAUGGUUUUCGAGGUCAAGUCACAAAUUGAUGAGCUGAAAAUCCCCAAUCCCGAGACUCUCCCGACCAAGGAAGAAGUCCAACACCUGCAGUCCCUCGUCACCGACUUCCAGGAGAAGAUGGAGGCGAACAAUGACAUGACUGCGCAAGGAUUUGAUGCUCGAAAGACUGAACACGCUGGCUUGUUUGAAAAGAUCGACGAGGCUAAGCUCGUUGUCGGUGAACUCGGCGAUGAGCUCAAGAGCAAGCUCGAUGGAAGCACCGAGGGUCUUACUGAGCUCAAGCAGCUCCUGGAAGGUCUUGCCCUAUCCGCAGAAAAUUUCAGCACUGUCGAAAGCAUCAAGGAGCUCACCGACCUCAUUAACCGGGAGUUUGAGCGUGCCCACGGCGAGGAGAAUGCCAGCAAGCUGGACAAGGAGGAGCGAGAUGCUGCGGCGAUGGUGAAGCAUGACGAAACUCGGGCUGCCAUUAUCGUGGAACUUGGUACCAAAAUUGACGAGAAGAUCGGAGAGGUUAUCGCCAAAUACGAAGAUGCUCAUAACUCUCUUCACUCGAAAUUCUCCGAGACCGAAGAGCGCGAUUUGGCCCAUGCCGAGGCUGUCACGAGCACGAGGUCUCUUGCUGAAGACAUCAAGCUAGUCAUCGGUGCUAUGGGAGACAAUGUCAACCAAACUUGCGAGAGCAUUGGCGAAGACACCAAGGCUCUCUUCGGCAAAGUCGAUGAGUCUUACAACAGAAUGGAGGAGAUGCACAAUGAAGUCAAGUCGCAACAAGAGCAGUCGCGGAAUGAAAACGAGAGAGCCGCUGCUGCCACUGAGCGGGUUGAGAGCAAGCUGCUCGAAUUUAACCCUCAGAUCCUCGAAACUGUUCAACAAAUUCUGACAGUCGUUAGCCAGCACUACGACCACUCGCAGAAAUCUGCCGACGAUUUCAGGACCGAGCUGUCUGCUCUACCGAACAAUAUCCCAAGUAUGCUUCCUGCUUUGAUGCCUCCUCCGGAGACUAGCCGCGACCUUGAGGAUGAUCCCGUACACGGCAAGCUGAAUGAUAUCCUCGAACACGCAAAGAACACCAAGGUCCACGAUGUCCUCAAUACCCUCCUGGAGCACUCAAAGAACGAUCAACUUCAUGAUAAGCUUGACCGAGCUUUGGACCAGAGUGCGGGCCCCAAGGAUGAGAUUUAUGCCAAGCUGGAUCAGCUUCUGGAUCACGCCGCCAACGACAACAGCUCACUGCAUGAGAAGCUGGAUGCCCUGCUCAGCCGACCGGAGCCCACUGCAUCUGACGAGCACUCUGUCACUCAGAUGAUGAAGCUUGACGAGAUGCACAAGGACAUCAUGGAGAAUACUCGCAAGAUGAACGAGAUGUUUGCUGCUCAGUCUGCUCUUGUAGCCGAGGACACCGAGCGAAAGCGACGGGAGGCUGAGGAUGCCGCAAUUGCUCUCGAACGAAGAGUGGCUCAGCGAGAACAAGUCGAGUCAGAGAUUGUCGGUCUCCAUGAGGAGAAGGAUUCACUACUGAAGAUGAUCCAGACACUGCAGGCGGAGAAGGAUGAUAUUGCUAAGCAGAACACGAAGCUGAGCAAGGAAGUAUCCGGUCUUGAAACCGCCCUUGAGAUUCGCCAUGAAGAAAUGCAACAAAUGGAGGACCGCGCAGAUGGUCUCGAGAAGCGCAUCUUGGAGGGUGUUCUGGAUCAUGCCCGCACUGUGUUGCUCAGCCGCUCCACUGGCAGCCAAAUGAACCUCAGACGUAACCGAAGUGCACGCAGCUCUCGCACCGGCGCACGUAGUCCUAGUAUGACUAGUGUCGCCUCUACAGCCCGAGAGUCAAAGGAUCCUCGCAGCCUACUCGGUAACGGCGUCGGCAUGGCCCUGAAGCGCGGCUUGUCAAACAACCUCAGUGCCGCAGCUGCCCCUGUUCAGCCAAACAUUGGCAAAGAGCGUCGCAUCCUCAGUUUGAGCCACGUUACAGGCAACCGAGGCGUGGACCGUCAAGCUAGUGGCAACGGCGGUCUCGCGAAUCUUAAGCGCAGCCAUUCAGUCAAAUCCAACUUUUCGCUACGCAAGUCUUCCUGGGCCGGACGGGUAUCUAUUGCCGACAAGGAGAACGAAGCCUUCCGUGAAGAGGAUGAGCCUGCCAGCGAUCCCGAGAGCGACACUGGAACUGAACGUCGGACCAGUUAUGCGGGUACGGAGCGCAAGUCUAGCUACGCCGGAACCGUCACCGACAGCGUGGUGACUGACGUGACUGAAAGUGUAGCCUCGACUGAUCGACGAACCAGUGGUAUGAGCAGUACGACUGAUGGUCACACUCAAGUCGCCGAAAGCUCAGUCGGUGGAGAUGAUGUCGAAGAGCAGUCCAACUAUGACGAGCAUGAUGAGUCCGACCGAGCAUCUGAGUCUGGAUCAGAGUCAGACGAUGCCCAGACUGCUCGAGGGGAUGAUGAUGAUGAUGAUGAAGAAGAAGAAGAUCCUAAGGAGGAGCUCAAUGAUGACGAGUUGCAGGAUCUCGUGGACAGAGAUAUCUCAGACACUGCUUCUCAGAUGGAAGCGCAGGUGUUAAAGCUGUUGGAGCCGCCCACUGAUAGUGGCCUAGGCACAGAGACUGCGCUUUCCACGUAA
Messenger RNA from Penicillium cosmopolitanum, 7245 nucleotides. RefSeq lists its product as uncharacterized. NCBI's taxonomy places the organism in Eukaryota, Fungi, Ascomycota, Eurotiomycetes, Eurotiales, Aspergillaceae. The record is from RefSeq and is a predicted model, not a curated record. Bases 1 to 7245 code for a protein of 2414 amino acids. The transcript has 5 exons.